CUGCUUAAAUAAAAUAACUAUCUACUUAGCAGGUGUAAACCAAUAAUCGAACUCAUUGCCUUAUUGAGUUUUGCUUACACCCCUCCUUUAUGAACGCCCUGUUAAACUGAACGGUUUUCGUCGGUCCCGACGGUGUUCAGAUAGGAGAGGUUUUACUGUAUAUGAUUUGUUUUAUGUUACUCGAUUAUUAUGAAAUCAAUUCAUGUAUAUAUACUUUUGCAUAACUUAUCAAAUAAAUCCAUGUCAUAUUGCUCAUUAGAUAUUGAAUUAGAAGUUUGAUAAAGGUUCUUCGCCACACUUAGUAAUUUAUUCUCAGAACUAAUUAUAUACCUGACAACUUGAUUUGAACAAAUAAAAUAUCAUAUGAUAACAUGAUGAUCCUAUUGUAAAAGACUUUCUAACGCAAUCUAUAGGAAGCAAUUUGAGAUGGUACACCCACUACUUAUAAAUAUCUCUUUUCGAACGUACCAUUUGAAUGUUAAUACUUUUCGUUUUCUAGAAACCAAUGUUAUCUAGAGCACAUCAACUGCGAAUUUAACCAAAGAAGUUUUGCCCUUUCGUGACAGCACAUUUUAUGAUUUGGUCGAAGAACAAUGUGGCCCUAUUGUUGCUGAGAUUAUGAAGAUACAAGAUGUUUCGUCGGUCGAAUGCUUCCUCGAAAUCAACAGUAUUUUGGAUAUUUUAGAACUCGAUUCCGAUGAUCUCAUUCCAUUAAAGAAAAAAGCAGGAAUUUAUCUUAAUGAUGGUCGUUAUAUGAUUAAGAAAGGGAUAGUGUUCAAGGUUGAAACUUUUCUCCAACCUCUUCGUGCUCUUGAUCAUCAAUAUUCAAUUGAUAAUACCUCUCGCAAUUCUUCUAAUUCAUCUGGUGUAAUUAUUUCCGACGAUAUUUUAGGACAAUUUCCAUUUAUACGAACAAUUAUUACUUAUUCAACAGUGAUUAUGAACAGCAAAAUUGACUUCACAAUUUUAAAUAUUAUUUUGAAAACUAUUUUCAAUAAUUUAAUCAGUGAUGAACGAGGUUAUCGAUAUGACAAUACAAUUCGUCAGUUUGCAGCCAGUAUUUAUAUUUUUGGUGGUCGUACAAGAUACGAAUUUAUACGAAUUAAUAUUCCUGCACUUCUUCCAAGUGUAAGAAUUAUUCAGUCAUAUAUUGCGUCUUAUGAAAAUCGUUUAUCUGAAGGAUCAUUUAAUUAUAAUGGCAUUAGUGAUCGUUUUGGUUUAAAUCAAACAGUAUUAGGUUUUUGUGCUGAAGAUUGUACAGCAAUUAUUCCUAAAAUUACAUACGACAGUUCGUCAAAUUCAUUUAUUGGUUUUCCACCUCUACUUGAUGCUAAUGGAAUACCUGUUGCUAAUUGUUUUACAACAGACUCAUUUACUUGUUUAGAAAAUUGGUAUUCGACUUUACCAUCAGCUAAAUUGUUAAAUGCUAUUACUGUUCAACCACUUUCUUCUUCAUUUAGAAAUAUUUCGCCAGAUAUACUUGAAGCUUAUGGAACAGAUGGUUCAUUCACAGCAGCAAAUGUGCUGCCUCGAUGGAGUCAGAUAUAUCAAGAAUUCAAAAAGCGAGGUGUUCGCAUUAUUGGUUACUCCAGUGAUUGUGACAGUCGAUACCUACUUUCCAUGAAAGCAGCACUUGGAUUUUUUGCAAAUUUCGCGUUCGUCGAUCAUGCAGAUUUACUUUCUAUUGAUCUUCCAUCAACGUGGUCCUGGUUCUUUAUGCCACUCGAAUAA
Molecule: messenger RNA, 1731 nt
Organism: Adineta ricciae
Lineage: Eukaryota; Metazoa; Rotifera; Eurotatoria; Adinetida; Adinetidae
Source: the annotation of a GenBank genome assembly